AUGGGGAGAAUUAAGAAGGUAGCUAGCCAAAAGCAUGAGGCUACAAUCUCACCUUUUUUGCACGAAUUCAUAUCGCGUGCCACAACUCUUCCCGUUCCAGAGCUCCCGUCGCUUCUCAACACAUUCCCUAAGCUAUGGCCGUUCCCACGCGGUGAUCUCUACCAUUGGAUCCAGGUCCUGGAUCGAUUCGAUGAGAUUCUGGCAUCGGCCGUUGAGAAAUAUUUCCUGAAUACUGGUCCUCAAACCCAGCUGUUCACCCGAAGUGUUUUGGAGCAAUCAUACUCAGCCGAUGAGAGCAAGAAACCCGCAGAAGGGGUUGAUGCUAAACUGAAUGCCCUGGGAUACGGCCCUGAUGGAGAUAGAGAGCUCGUGGAAGCAGUUCUUGAUUUCUCUCGUCUCUUGCUCGAGAAAUGUGGCAAUCGAAGCCUGUACAGCAGCAGUGAUCGCCUAGGUGACCUGUUGAACACCACCUCACUCUCUCUGCUACAAUCUACAUUGCGGCUAUCUCUUUGCUUAGCCCAACGGUACCACUCUCGUCAGCGUGGCACCCAUCAACAGUCCGUAUUGCAGUCCCACUAUGCUCUUGAUCUUGAAAAGCUGCAGAAGAUCGCAGCACCUUUUCCACGUCCAGUCAUCGCUAGUAAAACGCCAUUUGUCGCAUCUCCCGCCGUUUUAAACAAGGGGAAAGAAAAUACAGCCCAGACAAAAAUUAACGCCAAUGAAUUGGUUUCCCUUGUGCGUGAUAACGAAGGCUGGGAGGAAUGGGGAGAUGUUCGAGUUCUUUACUAUCCCUCGGGCUCUGAACAGACCAGAACAACCUCCGAAUUUGGCCAGAUGGAGCAGGGCUCCCACGUUCCAACUACGCCAACUCCGUUGCGACGUAGUGCAACACAUCCUACUCCUCAUUCCAAUCUGGGCUCGAAUGGAGAUGAAUCGCCAGCCGCCGUCGGCGGGAAGACAGAGGAGGCCACGCGAGCGGGGAAAGUUCUAGAGCUUCCCUAUUCAAAAGUUUCAACGACAAAACUGGAAGAUCUUCUUGCAGCCAACUUGCCCCAUCUACCUCUUGAAUCAAAAUAUGAGCUGCUCCAAAAGCUCCGAGUCGCGAGGGCGUUGACAGAGUCGCAUACAACGCGAGAACAGAUCCUUUCCAUCAAAGCACUGGCAGUGACCAACCUGGCCCAUGUCCAGCCGGAGAGUACCUUCCAAUCAAAGGUUCUUCAAUCUGACCUGGAACAACCGAAGCGUCUGCAGCUUGCUUAUCAGCUUGCUGAAGUGGUUCAUCUUGGUGCAAGUGGUGAUCUCGAGGUCUCCCGGUCAGUCCAGACUUUGGCGAUCCAGGCACUGGAUGCGUUGGCCAAGCACAAGGCUCGUGCUGUUGACGUCUGUGCAGCUUUGAGCGUCAAUGUAAAUCAUGGAAUUCUUAUGUUCUUGACCCGUAAAAUGGUCAAUGAACUAGGCCCUGACAACAACGAUCCGGAUGAUGCCUACUACGAUGAGUGGCGAGAUGCUUUACUUGCACUCCUGCGCACUCUCCCAAGCUCGAGCACACGUACACCGGAGACCUUGGUUGCAGCUGGUCUGAUUCCCAUGUUUGUUGAUAUUCUGAACCUGCGGACUGAAAAAUCCCGCCGGGUCUAUUCUCGAAUCAUGGAGUUCCUCGAUACAUUUGUGCACGCGGUUCGUGACGCACUGGGUACCCUGACAACAGCAAAGGGCUUUGACGCCAUGUCUGAUUUGAUUGACCACGAGACCAAGACCGCGUUUGAGAAGGUCAAUCGCGGGGUUGGAUUCCCUGCCCAAUACAAGAAUCCUUCGAUAGACUAUCAAAUCCCUUACUUCCAGCAGCAGACUCUUCGCUGGAUGUUCCGUUUCGUCAAUCAUAUCAUGCAGCAUAAUGGUGGAGGUUUCGAUCGAGUUCUGCGAAACUUGAUUGAUUCUCCUCAGCUGUUGACUUCUCUUCGGCUUGUGUUCGAAAAUGCUCGUGUGUUCGGCUCGCAUGUUUGGAGCAAUGCUGUCAAUAUUCUUAGCAGCUUCAUCCAUAAUGAGCCUACCAGUUAUGCUGUCAUCGCCGAGGCUGGCCUUAGCAAGAGCCUUCUUGCUGCCGUGAUGGGCCGUGAACUUCACGUGUUGGAGAAGCCGGCGGCUGUGGAGCCCGAAGACCGCGAGACCGAUGCCGAGACUGAGGUCGAGCCCGCUACUCAACCACCCAGCGUUGAAGCCGCCACCCAGUCUGAGGAAAAGCAGAAAGAUCGGGAGUAUGCUAUCGUCAGGCCCCAGAACACUCCGCUUGCACCUGGCAUAAUGCCCGCCGCUGAUGCUCUCGCUUGUAUCCCUGGUGCAUUUGGAGCCAUCUGCUUGAAUUCCUCCGGUUUGGACCUCUUCCAGUCCUCCGAUGCACUAGAAAGCUUCUUUGAGAUCUUCGAGAACCCUGAGCAUGUCAAGUGCCUAAAGGAUGACCCCGAACUGGUUCGUUCGUUAGGCACAACAUUUGAUGAGCUUGUUAGACACCACCCAGCAUUGAAGACGUCUAUCAUGUCUGCCGUCCUCGUAAUGGCUGCUCGCGUCAACAUUUUGGGGCGAGUCAAGGCAUGGGAGCUAGGCAUGGGCACGAAGAUGUGGACUCAAGACGUCGACGGCAAAACAACUCUUUCAGGAGAUGUCUUUUCAUUGUUCCGAGAAAUCGGCACAGCUGUUGAUGCAUCUGUAGACGACCCGGCCUCGUUUGGUGCUCCCCAGCUCAACGUGAACACCCUUCCUAACGGCGCUAAGCUUGUUGUUGGGCAUUUGGACCAGGUUCUUCCUUCGCCCGGCCCCGACUUCGAGCCUAAAGAUCAGGAUGAUCAUGGUCUUUCAGCUACGGACUACCUGUUCCCAGCUCUGCGAUUCCUAGGUGCUUUCUUCGAAAACCAGACGAACUGCACGUCCUUCAUUAUGGCCGGCGGCACAGAGUUCUUGUUGGAUCUUGCGACCCUCCAAAGCUUGGCAUUUGAUUUCCACGGCACCAACGCUAAUCAAGAGAUUACUGUGCUUAUUCACAUGCUUGCAGAAACAAAGCCUCACCUUGUGCUCCCGUCUCUUGUUCGACGCGCACAGGCAGCAGUGGACAACCUGUCGGCCUUUUGGACUGCGCCUACUGGAUCGGGAUUCUUCACGGAAUUGAUCAUACCAGCAAAUUCCAAAAAGCCGGCUUUCGAGCCUACAGCUGCUGCUAAAUCUGGCACGUUUUUCGUGAGGCAUUUGAACGCCGUUCUUCUCCUCACCGACGUCCUUCGCGAGGUUUUCGCGUCGCCACUAUACCAAACUCGACCUGGUCAGUCUACCUCGAUCUUUGGCCAAGCCAACCUUGCAGAUCACUACUGUUCCCUGAUCUCCUCAUUAAGCAACCUCGUUGCUUCUUGCGUAUGGGAAGGAAUUUUGCUAGAGAAGAACAUCCCUGAGAAGUGGCUAAAAGCCACACAGGCCUCUGCUGAGAAGCAUGGCUCUGGAAAGUCAAAGGCUGCUCCCGUUACUGGGAACCCCCAGGGGGCUUCAGCAGUGCCUGGCGCCGAACCUCAACGGGAGGGCACUGAUGCACCAGAGACUGCCCCGGCUCAGCCGGGCCAGAUCCCGAAAGAAGACGACAUUGAAGUUGAUGAGCAAAGUCCCGCUUUCAAGAAUGCACGUACGCUACGCUACCUUCUAAGCGCUCUGCCAACCUCGAUUACGGGCUUCUUGCACAACCUCGGACUAGGUAUCAUUGGCAAGAGACGCACAGAUCCACUCCAGAAACAGAAGGCCAAUGCUAUUUUGGUAUCAGACGCCAUUGCUGAAGGUGUUCUCCGCCAACUGCGUUUUAACCCUGCCAAUUCGAGUGACAGCCCUAAGCACCGUUUCGCGUAUCUCAUUGUCAUUCUUUCCCACUUCUCGCACCUUCUCUAUGAAGUCUCAGCAGACCGUCCCAGCCCAAACUAUUUGACUUCAGUCCUCGUUUCGUUUAAUAAAAUCAAAGGUCUGAAAGAGCUGAAAGACAUCUGUGAUGUCUUCUUGGCCGACAUCAAGUCUCUUCCAUCUGCGGAGUCGAUUCCCGACCAGGACAAAGAGCUUGCUGAUCGGCUUGCAUCCGGGUAUGGCGGAAUCAAGAUCAUCCUUGGAUUAUUCGCAGACCUCACUUCUGGGAAGUUCAUCGUGGACUCUAGCCAAACACAAGCCUUGACUUCUCAUCCUGAAAGAGACCGAGACCGUCCCGAUUAUUUCCAGCCAGGCCAACUCUUGGUGGAACUUCGCAUGGAGAUUUUGCCUAUGGCCAGAGACAUGUGGAACUCGGAUUUUGCCACCCAGUCAUCGAGUCCGAUUGUCCGGUUGUUGAUUGAUAUCAUGCGGUACUCCUUGGAUGGUGAAUACGAGGCUGGUGCGGCUCGUAAAGCAGAUACCCCGCCCCUGUUGGUUGAGAUGUCCAAGAAACCAUUCGUCGUCCACACGGAACGAGCUACUGCCUUGCUUGAGAAAGGGUACAUGGAUGUCGAUCUUAACAAAGAAGCCCUUUAUCGUUGUAAUAAUCUUUUAGUUGCCGCCGAAGAAUACUGCAAGGCGCAGCAAUGGCUACGAGCCCCUCCCAGAGUCCCCCCUGGUCCCGGCGAUAUCAAAACUGGAGUACCAGAGUCUGCUUCUGGCAUCGACUCCCUCGAGGAUCAUGCUAUUGGAGAGGUUCAGCAUCUCCAUGGCGUUAAUGCACUACUGGAUCACCGCUCUGCAGCACUUCAGUUGCUUCUAGCUCAAGCAACCAGGCGACCCGUGCCUGACGCAUUACAACGUCCUCCUGCUCCCGGAGGCGAUAUUGACUCUGACAUGCAUGAUGGAUUGGCUAGAGCUCUGGACAAUGUUCUCAACGACAAUGAUGACAUGGAUAGCGAUGACCAAGACGAGUCAUCGAACCAGCGUCGGCCCGAGAGUCGUAAUACUGGGGCAAACCCUUCUGAGCCUGCUGGAACAUCCCAGGCAGAACAGGUCAAACGUCGCCAUAUGGUCACGAUCGAAGACUUGGAUGCAGAGAGGCAAAACAUUCGGUCAAACCUGAUCGAUCGGGCCCUGGACAUUCUAAACGAACAUUAUGACGUCUCGUUCGAACUGUCUGACUUGAUCACCUCCGCCAUCAAGAAGCAUAGCGAGCCCGUUAACUUCCGUCGUGACAUUGGAGAGACCCUUGUUCAAUCGCUGGUUUCCCUGCAGAUGGAGAAUUUCCAAACAGCGGGCAAAAAGAUUGCAGCAUAUGCACAUAUUCUCGCAUUGACCCUUCAAGAUGUUGAUAUGUACCGUGCCACUCUUGAAGAGCUCAAAGAUUGCUUUUUGACUUUCCUUGGAUUUAUCAAGCUUCCAACACCUGAGAAGGCUGACCAAGAAACCUUCCCUUGGAUUGGACAUGUCCUGCUUAUUCUCGAGAAGCUGCUGUCUGAUGAUUGUCAGCCUCCCGAGAUUGCUUGGAAGCUGCCAAACAUUGAUGAUCCUAACCCCGGUGGCGAUGAACCAGCCCGCCUUAAAGACGAACCCCUUGUCUCGCUCGGGGAGAAGACCCAGCUAUUUGAAGCUCUUGUCGAGAUCUUACCGCGAGUGGGCAAGGACGAUACACUAGCGCUCUCCAUUUGCCGAGUUCUGGUCAUUCUCACCCGCGAGCGUAGCAUUGCCGCCCGCUUUGGUGAAAAGCGAAAUCUUCAGCGAUUGUUUGUGAUGGUUAAGCAGCUUUCCAGUGCUACUAAUGAUAAACUCCAAAGCGCCUUCAUGCUCAUCCUUCGUCACAUCGUCGAGGAUGAAGCUACUAUACGGCAGAUCAUGAGGAGUGAAAUUGUUGCCGCUUUCGAGGCCAAGACUGCACGUCAGAUUGACACGAAUGGCUAUGUACGGCAGCUGUAUCACCUCGUGCUAAGAGCUCCAGACAUCUUUGUGGAGGUCACAAAUGAAAAGCUGCGGUUGGUCCGAUAUGAUAACCAUCAACGUCCACAGGUUCUUGGAUUGAAGGCCGACAAAGAUCGGCAACAAAAGCGAGGAAGGCCCAGUAUCCUUCUCGAAGAGCACGAUCCAGAGUCAUCUGCAGCAGCCGAAGCACAUGCCACCGAAGACACGGACAAGAGCAAAGAGGACAAGGCCAAGUCCCAAAGCAAGGGUGCCGAACUCAAAGCCCCAAUCGUGGAGAAUCCGGAUGGCGUUAUUCAUUAUCUGCUUUCGGAGCUUUUGUCCUACAAGGAUGUGGAUGACAAAGAAGCCGGUCCUGAAUUCCCAGAACACGCAGCUGACCAAUCUGAUACUCAAACUGAUGUUGAGAUGGCUGUGGAUGAGCCAACACCUUCAAAUUCGAGCACUACCGAAGCCCCUCCGUCUCGCGGUACUAAGAAGGUAGAGAAGCCUCAGUUCAAGGCAGAUGACCAUCCGAUUUACAUCUACCGCUGCUUGCUUCUUCAGUGCUUGACAGAACUUCUUUCCUCAUACAACCGAACCAAGGUCGAGUUCAUCAACUUUUCCCGCAAGGCUGAUCCUCUAGCCACCACGCCCUCCAAACCACGCUCUGGCGUCCUCAACUAUUUGUUGAACGUACUUGUUCCCCUCGGUACUAUGGAUCACGAUGAAAGUUUGGUAUUCAAAAAGCGCAGCAUUACCUCCACAUGGACUAUGCAAGUGCUUGUUGCGCUUUGCACCAAGACCGGCGAAUUCGGCGGUGUUGGUAGGCGUCGUACUGACCCUAAGUAUGAGGAGGACGAGCCUGAGCUUGCUUUUGUGCGCCGUUUUGUGCUGGAGCAUGCUCUCCGGACCUACAAAGAUGCUAUGGCCUCUACCGAACCUCUAGAUGCCAAGUAUUCGAAGCUUAUGUCUCUUGCUGAUCUCUUCGAUAAAAUGCUCAGCGGCUACUCCUUUACCAAUGACGCGGGCUUCCCAACUUCAACUAGGCAGCUCGCCAAAACCAUGUUCGAAAAGAAUUUUAUCCCGGCGCUCACUUCAUCAGUCGCCGAUGUCGACUUGAAUUUCCCGUCCUCCCGGCGUGUCAUCAAGUAUAUUCUUCGUCCAUUGAAUAAACUUACACAGACUGCCGUACUUCUGAGCGAGAACUCGGAUAUCAAUAUCCAAGGUGACAACGAGGAUGAUGAUAUCUCAUCGGCCACCUCCGUUUCUGACUUGGAAGACGAACGCGAAGAAACACCUGACCUCUUCCGUCACUCUACUCUUGGCAUGCUAGAGCCUCGUCAUGACGAGGAAGAGAGUAGCACCGAAGAAUCGGAGGGUGAGGACGAUGAGAUGUACGAUGAUGAAUAUGACGAAGAAAUGGACUACGACGAGGAUGUCGCUGAAGAUGAUGGUGAAGUCGUCAGCGACGAAGACGACGAUGGCAUGGGUCCAAUUGAAGGUCUUUCUGGUGAUGCAGUCGAAGUCAUCCUCGACGAAGAUGACGACGAGGAUGAGGACGAUGAUGAUGAAGAUCACGACCAUUUGGACAUGCAUGAUGAUAUGUAUGACGGAGAGAUCGGGGGUGACAGAGACAACGAAAGCCUCGAAGAUGGGGAGGAGGACGAAUGGGAAAGCGAAGAAAUGACCGAAGACGAAGAGGAGGUCGAAAUGAUGAACCAAUUUGAAGAUGAGAUGGCCGACAUGAGACAAUCCACCCGACACCAAGGUGAGGAUCAACAUCUUGGUGACCUAUUCCGUGCCCUAAAUGGUACAGGUGUUGAUGAUCUCCGUGGAGAUGCCCUAGGCGGUGAUAUUCAUGAAGAAAUUCUUGAUGAUCUCGAUGAAGAUGGUUUGUCCCUCCUUAGACUGCCUUGGCAACUGCCAGUGCCGCUGUUAGAAUCAGCCUUGCUGACAUACAGUCUAGUUGAAGACGAGGACGAUAUGGAUGAACUUGACGAGGACAUGGACGAUUUCGAUGAGGAACAAGGAUCUUAUGGGGAUAUGGAAGAAGACGAUGAUCUUCUUGAGCCAUGGGGAUGGGAAGGCGAUGAGCCUCCAAUGGCCCGAGGAAAUCACCAAUCCCGCUUCCGCGGAGGCCCACCACCAGCCUGGGCUACCGUCACUGAAAUCAUGCCGGGUCGCCAAUCCGGUCUUGUUCCUAUCCAGCCUUAUCACCGUGUCCAUCGAACCCAAAUCCCGUCACGCGGCAACGACGAUGGCACUAAUCCUCUUCUUGUCCGGACUGACCGCCCAGAUCCUACUGUUCCACCUCGUGGGGCUGCUGCUGAUCCUUUCGCCGAUUGGGGUCAGUCUAUUGACCCUGCAAGUGGCCGGGUUGUUGCCAUGGAUAGCCCCAUCAGCUUCAUGAAUGCCAUUAUGCAAGCCAUCGGUGGACAAGCGGCGCCAGGUUUCGGCGUUGUGACUCGCCCUGAUGGUAUUCAUGUCCAUGUUGACCGACGGGCUGUCUUGCCUGGUCGUAUUCAGGAUAUGCUUGGAAUCCCUCGAGGAGCAGGCCCUCCAACACGCACUCGCGGCGAUGACCCUCACACUGCCGUCAAGUUUGGUCUCGGUACCACUAGAAAUCGCUGGCAGGAAGAGGCCCGCAUUAUCUUCAGCAACCAGUAUGUUGAGCGGACCCAGCGCAUCGUCAACUCUAUUCUGAGGCUCUUGGUUCCCCCUGCUAUCGAGGAGGAAAAGCAGCGCCAGAAGCUUGCGGAAGAGGAACGCAAACGUCUUCAAGCCGAAAGAGCUGAAAAGGAGCGCCAAGAUCGCAUUGCCGCUGAAGAGGAACUUCGCCAGCUUAAGCAAAAGGAGGAGGAAGAAAAGGCCCGACUGCAGGCAGAAAAAGAACAACAGGAAGCCGAGCGCCAAGCUGCUGGGGUCGAUGAGCCCAUGGAAGACGUUCAAGAAACUGAUACUACGGUUGAAGCCGCUGGCCCAUCUGCUCAACUCGAAGCCCAGCCAACUGAACCCGCUCGCCGAGUCUACACAAACAUUAGGGGCCGCCAGGUUGACAUCACCGGCCUGGAGAUUGAUUCAGAAUAUCUAGAGGCUCUGCCUGAAGAACUUCGCGAGGAAGUCAUCAUGCAACAGCUUGCUGAACAUAGGUCCCAGGCUGCCGCCGCGGGCGAGGAGGACACUGAGAUAAACCAAGAAUUCCUUGAAGCCUUGCCUGCCGAGAUCCGUGAAGAAUUGCUGCAACAAGAGCUGGCCGAUCGACGCCGGCGAGAACGUGAGACUGCGCGACGACAGGCGGCCACUGCUGGCGGUGCUAGCGCUACAGCUUCUGGCACUCAACCGGCAGAAGAAAUGGAUGCUGUCAGUUUCCUUGCUACUCUCGAUCCCUCUUUGCGCCAGGCUGUUCUGGCCGAUCAGCCCGAGGAUGUUCUCGCAACCUUGGGUCCAGAGUACUUGACUGAAGCCCGUGGUAUGGGUGGUAGCGGCCGACGCAUGGCCCAGUUUGGUGACAUGGGUGCCAUUGAUCACCGACAGAGAACUGAGCCUGCUGCCGGCCAAGAGCCGAAGAAAGAGCAGAGACGUCAAAUUGUUCAAAUGCUCGACAAGGCUGGCGUUGCAACCCUUCUACGCCUGAUGUUUAUGCCCCUGCAGGGCAACGCUCGCCAUCAAUUGAACGAUAUUCUUCAUAAUGUUUGUGAGAACCGUCAGAACCGGAGUGAGGUAAUCAGCGUUCUUCUUUCGAUCUUGCAGGAUGGUAGCGUUGAUUCCACUGCGAUUGAACGCAGCUUUUCUCAUCUUUCUUUGCGUGCAAAGGCACCAGGAGCACAGAAGACUCCACAAUCUAAGCGAACCCUCGCUAUUCAAACUGCCUCGAGCGUCAGCAGUGAAGUGACCCCUAUCAUGGUCAUUCAACAGUGUAUCGCCGCACUGUCCUUCCUUUCGCAAUUCAACCCUCACAUUGCUUGGUUCUUCCUGACGGAGCAUGACUCUGCCUCACCUGGUAAAUUCAAGUCAUUGCGCAAGGGCAAAGGCAAAGAAAAUCGAGCUAACAAGUUCGCUUUGAAUGCACUGCUUUCUCUUCUUGACCGCAAGUUGAUAAUGGAAAGCCCUAAUUGUAUGGAGCAACUGUCCAGCCUCCUGAGCAGCAUCACACAACCCUUGACUGUUCUUCUUCGUCGCGAAAAAGAGCGACAGGAAGAUGGCAAGGGCAAGAAACCCGAGAGACCUCAGAUCGAAGCCUCUGCCGAUCAACCUGCUGAGGCUGCCGAUUCCAGUAUGGACACAUCUAUGACUGAUGCUCCGCUACCGACUGUGGAAAGUCCUGGAGCCCCUGAUCAAGAGACCGUGGAGGGCGAAGAGGCCACUUCGGCUGAAGCCAAGAAAUCUGAAGACUCCAAAAAGCCCGCCGAGGACGAGAAGCGCAAGAAGCGAACAAUCGAGCCUCCAGUCGUUCCGGAUCACAACUUCCGACUGGUUGUCCAGAUCCUUGCGGCUCGUGAGUGCAAUGGCAAGAUAUUCCGUGAUACACUUUCCACCAUCAACAAUCUAUCUGCUGUUCCUGGAGCUAGAGACGUGAUUGGCAAUGAAUUGGUUGCUCAAGCGCAGGCCCUUAGUGAUACCAUCUUGGGUGAUUUGGAAGACCUUCUCCCUCAUAUCCACCAGGCCAAGACCGGUACCGACAUGCAAGGUCUUGCUCUGGCCAAGUUCUCCCCGGCCAGCUCCGAUCAGGCGAAAUUGCUACGUAUCCUGACCGCACUCGAUUAUUUGUUUGACCAAGCACGAGCAGACAAGUCCAAAGAUGUUGAGGCUGGGGCCGCUCCCAAGGAGGACGUACUAAAGAAACUCUAUGAAAGCGCCACUUUCGGCCCACUUUGGACCAAGCUGAGUGACUGUUUGACAGUCAUUCGGCAGAAGGAAAAUAUGCUGAACGUGGCUACUAUCCUCCUCCCUCUCAUUGAGGCAUUGAUGGUUGUCUGCAAGAACACCACGCUGAAGGACCAGCCGCUGUCUCGCGGUAGCCGUGAGCUGUCAGUCAACAGCGCCCAGACUGAUGCUGGUCUCAGCAUGGAAAAUAUAUUCUUCAAGUUCACUGAGGAACAUCGCAAGAUUCUUAAUGAGCUCGUCCGCCAGAACCCUCGCCUGAUGAGCGGUACAUUAUCCCUAUUGGUUAAAAACCCCAAGGUCCUGGAAUUCGACAACAAGCGCAACUAUUUCACUCGUCGUGUCCACUCCCGCGGUGCCGAGCCUCGCCACCCUCAUCCUCCUCUUCAGCUCUCUGUGCGCAGAGCUGAGGUUUUCCUUGACUCUUUCAAGUCCUUGUACUUCAAGAGUGCAGAUGAGUUGAAGUAUGGCAAAUUGAACGUUCGAUUCCACGGUGAGGAGGGUGUCGAUGCUGGUGGUGUCACCAGAGAAUGGUUCCAGGUCCUUGCCCGUGGCAUGUUCAACCCCAACUACGCCUUGUUCAUCCCUGUCGCCGCUGAUCGGACUACCUUCCACCCCAACCGCCUCAGUGGAGUCAACUCGGAGCACCUCAUGUUCUUCAAAUUCAUUGGGCGCAUUAUUGGUAAGGCAUUGUACGAAGGCCGUGUCCUCGACUGCCACUUCAGCCGAGCAGUCUACAAGAACAUCCUCGGACGAGCCGUGUCGAUCAAGGAUAUGGAAACACUCGACUUGGACUACUACAAAUCACUUCUGUGGAUGCUCGAAAAUGACAUUACCGAUAUCAUUACCGAGACCUUUGCCAUUGAAACCGAUGCCUUUGGCGAGAAGCAGGUCAUCGACCUGAAGCCCGGUGGUCGCGACAUCCCCGUUACACAGGAGAACAAGGAGGAGUACGUUCAGCGCGUAGUCGAAUAUCGCCUCGUGGAAUCGGUUCGCGAGCAACUAGAUAACUUCCUCAAGGGCUUCCAUGAAAUCAUCCCUCCCGAGUUGAUCUCCAUUUUCAACGAGCAAGAGCUGGAACUUUUGAUUUCUGGUCUUCCUGAGAUCGACGUGGACGAGUGGAAGAACAACACCGAAUAUCACAACUACUCCGCGUCUUCCUCGCAGAUCCAGUGGUUCUGGCGUGCCGUCCGUUCAUUCGACAAGGAGGAGCGUGCCAAGCUUUUGCAGUUCGUCACUGGAACCAGUAAGGUUCCUCUCAAUGGCUUUAAGGAGCUUGAGGGUAUGAACGGUGUGAGCAAGUUCAACAUCCAUCGCGACUAUGGCCAUAAGGAUCGCCUUCCCAGCUCGCAUACCUGUUUCAACCCUACGAAGACCUCCGUCAACGCCUUUACACAGCUGUCACGACUGGCACCCUUCAUCAUGUCGGCCAACUCUAUCAAGCUCUUGACUGGCAACAGUCACCCGGAACUCGCCAACCUGGUUGCUGACCGACUCGGCAUUGAGUUGACCAAGAUCAUGGUCCUGCAAUACUCCAACCAAGAAACCAGUGUCACGAUCGGAGAGAGCGUGCGGGAUGAAGAUGUCUUCAUUCUCCAAUCGACGAAACCCAAUGAUAUUAACGAUGGACUCAUGGAGCUCUUGAUCAUGAUCAACGCUUGCAAGACAGCCUCGGCCCGCCGCAUCACAGCCGUCAUCCCCAACUUCCCUUAUGCCCGCCAAGAUAAGAAGGACAAGAGCCGUGCUCCCAUCACUGCCAAGCUGAUGGCGAACAUGCUCCAGACCGCCGGCUGCAACCACGUCAUCACCAUGGACCUGCACGCUAGCCAGAUCCAGGGCUUCUUCAACGUUCCCGUCGACAACCUGUACGCGGAGCCCAGCAUGCUGAAGUACAUCCGUGAGAACCUCGAUGUCAGCAACUGUGUCAUUGUCAGCCCCGAUGCUGGUGGUGCUAAGCGUGCUACUGCCAUUGCUGAUCGCCUGGAUUUGCAAUUCGCGCUUAUUCACAAGGAACGUGCCCGUCCCAACGAGGUUUCGCGCAUGGUUCUUGUCGGCAAUGUCAAAGACAAGGUCGCUAUCAUCGUCGACGACAUGGCCGACACAUGUGGCACGCUCGCCAAGGCUGCCGAAACUGUCAUGCAGCACGGUGCCACCGAAGUCAACGCCAUCGUUGUACACGGUAUUUUGUCCGGAAAGGCAAUCGAGAACUUGAACGGUAGCUGCCUCAAGCGCAUUAUUGUCAGCAACACCGUUCCACUGGGCGACAAGCAAGAGCAGUGUGACAAGAUCCAUACGAUCGAUAUCAGCCCUACAUUGGCAGAGGCAUGCCGUCGUACACACAACGGCGAGUCUGUUAGCUUCUUGUUCUCGCACACUGUGGGAUAA
This is a messenger RNA of Penicillium coprophilum, 13131 nucleotides long. RefSeq names its product E3 ubiquitin-protein ligase TOM1 (gene tom1). NCBI's taxonomy places the organism in Eukaryota, Fungi, Ascomycota, Eurotiomycetes, Eurotiales, Aspergillaceae. Gene Ontology annotation, biological process: ribonucleoside monophosphate biosynthetic process; nucleotide biosynthetic process; positive regulation of protein catabolic process. The coding region runs from base 1 to 13131 and encodes 4376 amino acids. The transcript has 9 exons. Gene Ontology annotation, molecular function: magnesium ion binding; ribose phosphate diphosphokinase activity; ubiquitin-protein transferase activity. The record is from RefSeq and is a predicted model, not a curated record.